This is a messenger RNA of Coturnix japonica (Japanese quail), 3815 nucleotides long. It is a transcript of the gene FNDC3A, whose product is annotated as fibronectin type III domain containing 3A. NCBI's taxonomy places the organism in Eukaryota, Metazoa, Chordata, Aves, Galliformes, Phasianidae. Gene Ontology annotation, molecular function: protein binding. The record is from RefSeq and is a predicted model, not a curated record.
ACGGCCGGCGAAGCGCCGCCCCUGCCCGAGCUGCGCCAUCGGGAACUCCCCCCGCUCCCCGCCCUGCAGCCGCUGCCCGCCGCCGGCGGAGCUCGGACCGUUAGCCCGGGGGACCAUGGCGGUGAUCCUGUGAAUUUGUGUACCGUCGAUGAUGGCAGAGCACCCACCAUUACUGGAUACCAGUUCGAUUAUAAGUAGUGAAAUCCCUCUUCUAACUUCCCCAAUUGUUAGCGGGGAUGGAGCACAACAGGUUAUUCUUGUGCAAGUUAAUCCAGGGGAAGCAUUUACAAUAAGAAGAGAAGAUGGACAGUUUCAGUGCAUUACAGGUCCUGCUCAGGUUCCAAUGAUGUCCCCAAAUGGUUCAGUGCCUACUAUUUAUGUGCCUCCUGGAUAUGCCCCACAGGUUAUUGAGGAUAAUGGCGUUCGAAGGGUUGUGGUGGUUCCCCAGGCUCCAGAAUUUCAUCCUGGUGGUCACGCAGUGAUACACAGGCCUCCUCAUCCUCCACUGCCUGGCUUCCUUCCUCUCCCAGCCAUGAUCCCCCCUCCACCACGUCACAUCUACUCACCAGUAACCGGGGCUGGUGACAUGGCAACGCAGUACAUUCCGCAGUAUCACACAUCCCAAAUGUACGGGGAUCUGGAUACCCUGCCUGCACAUGGAAGAGCCAACUUUAGAGAUGAAAGGUCUAGUAAAACAUAUGAAAGGUUACAAAAAAAAUUAAAAGAUCGGCAUGGAACUCAGAAGGAUAAAUUAAACAGUCCUCCAUCAUCUCCUCAGAAAUGUCCUUCUCCUGCAAGUGAACCUAAUGGACUUACAAAAGGACAGGACACAGCUGGUAUAAGCACAGGUUCUACCAAAAGCAAGUCAGUGGGUAAAGGAAAAAGCAAUUCUCAGACAGACGUAGAAGUAGAAGAAAAGGAUGAAGAAACAAAAGCACUUGAAGCACUUCUUUCUAAUAUAGCCAAGCCAGUGGUGUCAGACAUUCAGGCAAGAACGGCGCUGCUUACGUGGUCACCUCCAUCCAUUGAUGUCGGAGAAGACGCUGACAAGAGUAACAUACCAGGGGUUUAUACUUACGAAGUGAUGAUUUCAAAUACUGGGAAGGAUGGAAAAUACAAAACUGUAUAUAUUGGAGAAGAAAAUAAAGUUACUGUAAAUGAUCUCAGGCCAGCAACUGAUUACCAUGCAAAAGUCCAAGUGGAAUGCAGUUGUGUAAAGGGGAGUCCUUCAGAAGCAGAGAGUUUUACCACAAUGAGUUGUGAACCUGAUGCUCCAAAUCUGCCCAGGAUAACUAAUCGGACCAAAAAUUCUCUUACUUUGCAGUGGAAGGCAUCUUGUGAUAAUGGUUCUAAAAUCCACAGUUACCUUCUGGAAUGGGAUGAAGGAAAAGGAAAUGGAGAGUUUUGCCAGUGUUAUUAUGGCCAACAGAAGCAGUAUAGGAUUACUAAACUAUCACCAGCAAUGGGGUACACCUUUAGGCUAGCCGCCAAAAAUGACAUGGGGAUGAGUGGUUUUAGUGAAGAAGUCCUGUAUCAUACCUCAGGCACUGCCCCAACUACACCAGCAAGUCCUUUGCUGAUUAAUGCUGGAGUUACUUGGUUAUCCCUACAGUGGACAAAACCCUCAGGAACACCGUCAGAUGAAGGAAUUUCGUACAUACUAGAGAUGGAGGAUGAGAACUCAGGAUAUGGUUUCAAGCCAAAAUACGAUGGCGACGAUCUUACCUACACAGUGAAGAAUUUGAGGCGUAGUACAAAAUACAAGUUUAGGGUCAUUGCCUAUAAUUCAGAAGGGAAAAGCAGUCCAAGUGAGACAGUAGACUAUACUACUUGCCCAGACAAACCUGGAGCACCUUCAAAACCCUCAGUGAAGGGGAAAAUCCACGCACAGAGUUUUAAAAUCAUCUGGGACCCGCCAAAAGACAGUGGAGGAGCAGCAAUAAAUACAUACGUUGUGGAAAUCUCUGAAGGCUCUAAUGGAAACAAGUGGGACACAAUAUACAGCGGAGCCUCAAGGGAGCAUUUGUGUGAUCGACUGAAUCCUGGUUGUUCCUAUCGCUUACGUGUGUAUUGCAUUGGGGAAGGAGGACAGAGCAUGGCAUCUGAUUCUUUACUGGUGCAGACACCAGCAGUGGUUCCUGGUCCAUGCCAGCCUCCACGGCUACAGGGUAGACCAAGAGCAAGAGAAAUUCAGCUGCGCUGGGGACCACCUCAGGUAGAUGGCGGCUCACCCGUUACCUGUUAUGGUCUGGAAAUGUUUCAGACGGAAACUGAUGAACACAGAGAGGUUUACCAAGGCUCUGAUGUUGAAUGCACAGUAGGCAGCCUUCUUCCAGGGAGGAUGUACAACUUCAGACUGCGAGCAGCUAACAAGGCUGGGUUCGGACCUUAUUCGGAAAAAUGUGAAAUUACUACAGCACCUGGACCUCCAGAUCAGUGCAAGCCCCCCCAAGUGACGUGCAGAUCUGCCGCAUGUGCCCAGGUGUCCUGGGAGGUUCCAGUGAGUAACGGAGCUGAUGUCACGGAAUACCGACUGGAAUGGGGUGGUAUGGAAGGCUGCAUGCAGAUCUCUUACUGUGGGCCUGGCCUCAACUGUGAAAUGAAAGGACUUUUGCCUGCCACUAUAUACUAUUGCAGGGUUCAGGCAGUGAACGUUGCGGGUGCAGGCCCUUUCAGUGAAGUAGUGGCAUGUAUGACUCCAGCCUCUGUGCCUGCAGUUGUGACUUGUCUUCGGGGACUAAGUGAAGAUGAAGUGGAAAGUCCACACUAUUAUCCUUCCACAUGCCUUGCUAUAAGUUGGGAAAAACCUUGUGACCAUGGGUCUGAGAUCAUUGGCUACAGCAUAGACUUUGGAGAUAAGCAGCCAAUAACUGUUGGGAAGGUUCUGAGCUAUUUUAUAGAUGGCUUACAGCCAGAUACAACGUACAGAAUACGAAUUCAAGCUCUUAACAGCCUCGGAGCAGGACCUUUCAGCCACACCAUAAAACUGAAAACAAAGCCUCUCCCCCCGGACCCACCUCGCCUGGAGUGUGUUGCAUACAGUUCUCAGACUCUCAAGCUGAAGUGGGGAGAGGGAACUGCAAAAGCAUUAACUGACUCCAUUCAGUACCACCUUCAAAUGGAGGAUAAGAAUGGAAGAUUUGUAUCCUUAUACAGAGGACCAUGUCAUACAUACAAAGUACAAAGACUCAGUGAGUCGACAUCAUACAAAUUUUGUAUUCAGGCAUGUAACGAAGCUGGUGAAGGUCCCCUUUCUCAAGAAUAUGUUUUCACUACUCCCAAAUCUGUUCCAGCUGCCUUGAAAGCACCGAGGAUAGAGAGAAUAAACGAUCACACCUGUGAAAUCACGUGGGAGGUUCUGCAGCCCAUGAAGGGCGAUCCAGUUAUUUACUGCCUUCAGGUCAUGGUGGGAAAAGACUCUGAAUUCAAACAGAUUUACAAGGGCCCAGACUGGUCAUUCCGAUACACAGGCCUCCAGCUGAACUGUGAAUAUCGUUUUCGUGCAUGUGCCAUUCGCCAGUGCCAAGAGACGUCGGGUCACCAGGACCUGAUAGGCCCCUACAGCUCACCAGUGCUAUUCAUCUCUCAGAGGACUGAACCACCGACAAGCACCAACAAGGACACUGUGCAAACCACAAGGACACAAUGGUCACAGAGCGACCAAGUGUGUGCUGCUGUCAUUCUUGCACUUUUUGCUAUCUUUUCCAUUCUGAUUGCUGUUAUCAUUCAGUACUUUGUAAUAAAGUGAAGAAAACAGAUUUCUUUUAGAACGCCGCCCAUUACAUUUUACUUUCUCAUAAUCUUAAAAAAAAAAA